AUGAAGCGAGUUUGGAAGCUAUCAGACGCCGCCCAAUCAGAGCUUCUCUGCCGCCACAGAUGCUCUUCCAAAACCAAAGCCCUACCUCCUUACAAUCUCACCCUCACCAACUCCCCUAAUUACAGAUUCACCCGCGAUGUCACUGCCCAGAACCAUUCAUCUUCCUCUCCAUAUUCAUCUUCCCCCACCUCCUUCUCAAGCAUCAUCGGUUUGUUCAGCGACAAGCCCUCGCCCCAAGACCUGAGGGCCAGAGAGGAUCUGGUGCACAAGGUCACGCAGUUGAGGGACGAACUGGUUCAGAAUAUUGGGGACUGUGACGAGUUUGUUAGGGUUUUGGAAGAGAAGGGCUCUUCUUUCUUUUCGAGCUAUGGGAAUGGAUACGCUGUCGUUGAGCUUAUGAACCAGUUACGUUCGUGGCCCCAUUUAGCCGUGGAGGUUUUUGAUUGGAGAAGAAAGCAGGUAGCUGGUGGCACUCCUAUGACGCCAGAGGAGUAUGCCAAGGCUAUUACAUUGGCAGGUAAAACCAAGAAUGUUGAACUUGCUGUUGAGUUAUUUACAGAGGCUGUAAACAAGCGAAUCAAGACGACUUCUAUUUAUAAUGCACUGAUGAGUGCUUAUAUGUUCAAUGGUCUUGCUGCUAAAUGUCAGUCUUUGUUUCGGGAGCUCAAGAGGGAACGAGAUUGCAGUCCUACUAUUGUAACAUACAAUAUUCUUAUUUCCGUCUUUGGUCGGUUGAUGCUGGUUGAUCAUAUGGAGGCAACUCUCCAGGGCUUAAAUGAUUUAAAUCUCUCACCUAAUUUAAGCACAUACAACAAUUUGAUUGCCGGAUAUAUUACAGCUUGGAUGUGGGAUAGUAUGGAAGAAACUUUCCAAAAGAUGAAGGUGGGCCCUGUUAGUCCUGAUACUAGCACACACUUGCUUAUGCUUCGAGGGUAUGCUCAUGCAGGUAAUUUGGUAAAGAUGGAGGAGACAUAUGAAUUGGUAAAACAUCACGUUAAUGACAAGGAAAUCCCAUUGAUAAGAGCUAUGAUAUGUGCUUAUUGCAAGAGUUCUGCCACAGACAGAGUGAAAAAGAUUCACUCACUAAUGAAACUUAUUCCAGAAAAUGAAUACAGACCUUGGUUGAAUGUGUUGCUGAUUAGGGUUUAUGCUCAAGAGGAUUGGUUUGAGGCAAUGGAGAAGUCAAUAGAUGAGGCAUUUGAUCACAAAAUCUCUGUAACUACUACAGGUGUGAUGCGAUCUAUAAUUUCAAGUUACUUUCGAUGCAAUGAAGUGGACAGACUUGAAAAUUUUGUGAAGCGUGCGGAAUGUGCAAGGUGGAGAACUUGCAGGUCCCUGUAUCAUUGUAAGAUGGUCAUGUAUGCAUCACAAAAGCGCUUAGAAGAAAUGGAGAGUGUGCUUAAUGAGAUGGAGAAUUUUAACCUGGGCUAUACCAAAAGAACAUUUUGGAUAUUGUACAAAGCCUACUCAAGGUGUGGUCAAAGAUAUAAGGUUGCGAAAAUAAUAGGAUUAAUGUGGAAGCAUGGAUAUGAUGUUCCUUUGGAUGAAUUGCUGUCAUGA
Molecule: messenger RNA, 1560 nt
Organism: Prunus armeniaca (apricot)
Lineage: Eukaryota; Viridiplantae; Streptophyta; Magnoliopsida; Rosales; Rosaceae
Source: the annotation of a GenBank genome assembly